AUGCUGUGGACAGCGCUGCUCACCCUGCUGCUGCUGCUGCUGCUCCAGGCCCAGCUGUACGCCUGCCUGCGGGAGCUUCGCACCUCCUCUGCCUCCUCCUCCUCAUCUUCCUCCUCCUCUUCAUCAUCCUCCACCUCCUCUUCUUCAUCAACAUCCGGCUCCACCACCACCUCCACCACCCAGCGGCUGCCGGGGGCCAUCAUCAUCGGGGUGCGCAAGGGCGGCACCAGGGCACUGCUGGAGAUGCUCAACCUCCAUCCAGACGUGGAGGUGGCUAAGGCAGAGGUCCACUACUUCAACCUGGAGGAGAACUACCGGCGUGGUCUGGCCUGGUACCGGGCCCAGAUGCCGCUCAGUGAACCGGGCCAGCUGACGGUGGAGAAGACGCCGGGCUACUUCACGGCGCCGCUGGCCCCGGAGCGGAUCUGGCAGAUGAACCCUUCCGUGAGGCUGCUGCUGAUCGUGCGCGACCCGGCUGAGAGACUCGUGUCCGACUACACGCAGGUGCUUCACAACCGUCUCCAGCGCCAAAAGCCCUACCAGCCUCUUGAGAAGCUGCUACGUCGCCGCCGCCGCAUCGACCCCGGCUACAAAGCCCUGCAGCGCAGCCUGUACCACGUCCACUUCCAGCGUUGGCUGGAGCACUUCCCGCGCGAGCAGAUCCACGUGGUGGACGGCGAGGCGCUGGUGCGAGACCCCUACCCGGAGCUGCGCAGGGCCGAGCGCUUCCUGGAGCUCGCGCCGCGCAUCAAGCCGUCCAACUUCUACUUCAACGCCACCAAAGGGUUCUACUGCCUCGUGUCCGCCGCCGGACACGACAAGUGCCUGGACGAGUCCAAGGGGCGGCCGCACGCCCCACUCCGCCCCAGAGCGUUCCACAAGCUGUGCCGCUUCCUGCGCGAGCCCAAUAGGCGCUUCUUCGAGCUGGUGGGGCAGACGUUCCCAUGGUGCUGAUGACUAACCAGGCCGUGCCCUCCAAGUGACGCAACACUUUCAACGUUGCAACUAGUCACGUCAAGAGCAAUGCAAGUACUUUCUGAGUUCCCGCAAAUACGUGAACUCCUCCCACUUUGUCGAUAAGCAAACAACCAUAAGCAAACCAAGGGAGGCAGGUCAACCAUGCCAUUUGGGAAACGUUAAUUGUUAUGCUCUUGGUCAGACCAAGUCUAGAAGAGAUUUGAACGUCGAUGAUAAUCAGGCUAGCUGAUGACAGCCUCUGAAAAUGACCUUGAUGAAGGCCACUAGACCGAAAUGUAGCACAAAUGAGGACAGUGUUCAGGACUGUUUUGCUAUGUAACGUUGGUGUUGUUUUGGAUCGUCUC
Engraulis encrasicolus (European anchovy) is the source of this 1322-nucleotide messenger RNA. It is a transcript of the gene hs3st1l2, whose product is annotated as heparan sulfate (glucosamine) 3-O-sulfotransferase 1-like 2. The coding region runs from base 1 to 954 and encodes 317 amino acids. NCBI's taxonomy places the organism in Eukaryota, Metazoa, Chordata, Actinopteri, Clupeiformes, Engraulidae. The transcript is spliced from 5 exons. The record is from RefSeq and is a predicted model, not a curated record. Gene Ontology annotation, molecular function: [heparan sulfate]-glucosamine 3-sulfotransferase activity.